AUGAAUAACUUGAAUUACUCAAACACAAGCAACGCAAAAGGCACUAACAACUCAGGGGAAGACUGCUCUCUUGAAGCUGCUCAUGGAAUCAGCCUCCUCACAACUAACUUGCUGGUGUGUAUUAUAGGCUCACUUGGCAACUUACUGGUGUGUGUGGCUGUUGGAACAAAUCCUCGUCUUCGGCGAAGCUCGAAUUUCCUUUUGUUCAGUUUAGCGAUCGCUGAUUUGAUUGUCACCAUGGUAUGCGAGCCAAUUUUUGUCGCCGUUCUUGUCAAGAAAACAUUUUUCAACGACUGCGCACUGAGCAUUGAAGUCCCCUACCUUGCGUUGUCAAGACUCUCUUGCACUGCCUCCGUUGCACACAUGGCUGCUAUUAGUGUUGAUCGCUUUAUCGCCGUUGUAUUCCCUCUACACCACAGAUAUGUCAUGGGGAACCACGCAGUAACGAGUAUGUUGGUAAUGUCUUGGACGCUGCCAGUUUCAGUUCUCCUCAUAGAUCGAUUCGUUCCAGAGUCUUUCCCCAAGGGAUUCCUAGCUCUGGGCAUGUUCACUUUAUUUUAUCUCACCAUCUUUAUGUCCUACUCCCUCAUUGUGAUCGCACUGCUUAAAAACAGGAAGAAGAGAAACAAAUUACGAGCUCGAUCUCAAUCUGGCGAAGACAAUUUCCGUGUUGAGGUUCGAGUAGCGUUCACACUGGCAAUUGUCAUUUCGGUAUUCACUGCCUGCUGGAUCCCGUUUUUCUUCUUCUUUACGGCAACUGGUAAACUUUCUUUGAAGCGUUAUGGCUCUGCACACAUGUGGAUCAGGACAUUGGCGCUGUCCAAUUCUGCGAUGAACUUCCUCAUUUAUGGAUUAAGACUUGAAAGCUUUCGCGAAAGCUUCGUUGCAAUUCUCCGAAAGGUUUUUAAAAAGUUCACUGCAUUGUGCACACGGAAAAAAAUUUCCCACACCGUUGGAUACCGUGUACAGUAAGCCACAUUACCUAAAAAAAAAGUCAUGUCAGAGCCUCUUUUUCACCAACAGUGGCUCACCAAACACUUAUCAAGCACGCUUUGACAUGGACUACGAGUGUAUAUCUAGUUAAUGUACAGAAGAUGGCAAGGAAUACUGCCAUAUACCGUAAAAUUUCGAAAAUAAGCCCCGGGGCUUAUAUUUUUCAACGGCCCUUUUUGGGGGGCUUAUUUUUGGAAGGGCUUAUAUUCGGAGGGGUUUAUGUACGGAGGGAAUUUUGCGUUUCAAAAUCGAUUGGGCUAACCUUAUAGUUGGAAGGAGAUUUACCGUUUUUGCUUUGUUUGACUUGGUAUUUGAGGGCAAUUUCCAAGUACAAGCCCCCGGGGGCUUACAUUUGGAGGGGCGAUUUAACGGAGGGUUUUUUGCGUUACGAAUUUGAGGGGCUUAUACAUGGAGGGGCUUAUUUUCGGAAUUUUACGGUAGGUCUUCUAAGUGUCUCAAAGAGAAUCCCUUAUAGACUGGUAGUUUGCAGAUGACAUUGAGUUAAAGUAGGAGCCUAUAACUGGGCUAUGGGGUCCUGGCUAAAGUCGCUCAGUUAUUAACCAAAACUCUCUUUACGCUACAUGAUGAAACAGGUACCAUUUCCUAUGUUAGUUAACUAUGCACAAGGGAUUCCUUUCUGAUCUAGAGGGGAAUAUAGGACGGUUGCAUACAACAUUUUAGCUGAGCAGCCCCGGCUAGGCUGACAAAUAAAGAUGGCCGCUUUUAAAUUGCGGAUUUAUACAUCAUUUUACCUGACGUCUCUAUCUUUCACAUAAAGUUAGGUAUUUAGACAGGUAUAGCUUGAACAUAGGAGGCAGAAUGACCAAAUGGUCAGCUCGUUGGACUGGCAAUCCAGUGGGCCCGGGCCUGGAGUCUCGCUCUUGCCACUUGCUGGAUUUGUUCUCGGUCGUCCCCAGUUUAAAUCCUUGGUCAUACCAAGUUCCAAAUAGGAAACUAGUUGCCUCCUGCCAAUUGAGUUUUUUGAUCCCGUUAUGCGUUAUCACGAAGAUCAACGAUCGUCGUCUUCGUUUAUCCUGGGAGAGCUCGGCAAUCUCCAAAAAUAGGAACAUUUGACAAUUUCCAUUCUCAGGAAUUCCCUAGCCUGCGUGCAGACGAUAAUUAAACUCUGAUUAGUUAACCAGAGUUUAAUUUCGUCUGCGCGCAGGCUAGGAAUUUCCGUGAUUUUUCAGAAAUUCAUUAAAAACAAAAACCAGCACAUUGAAUCUUGCAAGGCUUGAACUGAACUUCUGCUAUUUCUAAGCUUAAUUAUAUACAGAUAGUAACACUACAACAGAGGACGAAAAAAAAUACAACGUGACUCGCAUGUGACUCGCAGCGUUGCACAUUCGCCUGGUGCGAGACCAAUCUCAGACCAGUGAAGUAAAUUAUCACAUUAUGCCAUUACUAUUCGUAUUUUGUUCCCAUUAUAGGGCGAACGAUUAAACAUUUCAGCAGCAGAUUAUACUCAAAGAAAGAAAAUCAUCGUUGUACGUACAUUUUGUAGUCGCAAAGCACACAUUUGAUAGUGGAUGCCUGACCUCGAUUUGCAUGGAUCCGUUCCUCUAAAACCUCAGUCGCUGGCGAUGCAUAUACCUGAUAAACAUUUUGUUUCGAGAUGAAAACAAAGUAUAGGUGUCCGCAGAGUUAACAUAUAGGGGUUUAAGGCGUCAUAAAGAGUAAAACUUAACUCAUUCAAGACCAUCUCCUGCAGUACACUCUGUUUACGGCCGCCAAAAAUCAGUUUUAAAAAACAAGAAUGAGACGCUUUUCCAUGGUUUCGCCACGUGAUCCCGCGGCGCUAAAUACCUUUCGAUCGCGAUGGUCGUGUGUGUUUAAAGACUAUGUUAAAAUAGCGAAUUAUAUAAUACUUUGCGACACUUUUGUUGGAAAACUUAUGAAAGGAAGAUGACGGUAUACGGCAGAAUUUCAGUUUUAGCCCUGGUUUUCAUGCAACAAAAAAAAAGAGGUGAGUUAGCUUGCAGUUGCAACUUCUAUUUAUUAUUCAGCUCAAGGCUUAUUUUAGAUAGCUCCCUGUUCAUAGUAUCCGAUUAGCGGACUUCUACAAGGUUAACUACGGAUUUGUGUUAAAAGUUGAUAAUAAAGGGUGUAAAUUAUAUAAUUUCAGAAUUUGUUUUUCGUUCAAAAUGUAAUUAAUGCUAACAGCUGCAACUCCACUUAUGCGCUUUCAACCGAUACAGGUCGAUGAUGACUGAUCGAUCUUUCAUUAUUCACACUUCCACGUUGUGAACUGAUCGAUAGGGUAUAUGCCUGCAUUUUGGAGAAAUAACUGUUUGUUUGAAAUUUAAUUCAGAGAAAUAUCAGGUCCACACUGAUUAUAUGAUUGUAGCAACUUAUUUUUCACAAUGAUUUAAUUUAAAAUAUACGUAAAGGUCGAUAUAGAUUGACUUAACAAGGUACUGAGUCGGACACGACAAGGGUUUAAACAUUAACUUGGGUUUAAUUAAUAUAUCAACGAAAGACAAACUGCAAAGUGAAGGGCGUAACGAUUUCAGAAAUUGGAUGUUUGAUUCAUGCGCGAACGUCUUCAGAUUGUCUUUUUUAAAAAUUGCUUUAUUCAAUUUGUAUUCACGCAAGAGCCAAUAUGGCUCUUGAUUCACAUUACUCUCGAGAACUCUUAGGAAUCCACGAGAAAGUGUGAAAUUCUGGUAGAUGCGCUCUUAGAUGAUUUAUUUUACAGUUUCAUAGAGGGUCUUCAUAAUGUCACAGGAUUUGGCAACAGUUUUCAAGAAAUCCUGACCAAGUUUUCCCUUUACUUGUCUUUAGCUGUUCUUUACUCCUACAAAAAAAGUAGUUUCACGUUAUUUUCAUCCAAGGGGUAGUGUAAAUUUUGGAAUUUAUUAUUUUUCCCUCGUUGUCUGCAACACACUUGAAUGAGGACUCAAACAGAAGGCAGUGCAAUAACUGCUGCAGGGGCGGAUCCAGGGUUUUUUUUAGGAGGAGGUGCACUCGUCUCUUGCUCUACUUCAACACCGGUAAACCACGUAUUUUUUUUUUUGCAGAAUACCAGUUGUAUUAGAAAAGCGCAGGUCAUUUCAGGGGGGGCUUUCAUUUGCCUAAGAUUUGCUGUUAGAAACUAAGGUGAAGUUUAAAUUAAAUCACACGAAGAUAAGAACUUAAGCAUAUCAACAUUUGUAAAAUAAAGAGCAAAAUUUGUUUAGCUUCUAGUACAUGAAGAGAUCCAUGAACUACGAGAUUUGACCAUGCCACUCAAUCAUCCAACGCAACUCUGCCAGGAUAAGUUCACAAUUAAGAAUGAAGAAUUAAGAAUCUCAAUCAUCAUUUCCUGUCGUAUUAAAGGUGUUAAGUAGAAAAACCGUAAACAACUCUGACAACUCUUCUGCUCGACCACAGCCACCCCCCUUUUUUUAAUAUCACGGAGAAUUAGUUUUGGGCCUUUCACUUGAGAAUAUAAACCCUUUUACAUACGUAUUAGAGGGUUGGCCAUUCUUUUAGUCUUGUAGGUCUUCUAAACAGAAACAUAGCUUGAGAGACUGCAUCUAGAGAGAUGAAGUGAGGGCAUCGGAACAACGACUGUUUACGAUCAAUGUUCACUGAUCUCGUUCUUAGCGUAGCAAACCGCAUGUAAUGACAAAUGCAAGACCAGAAGAAAGGAAAACGUAAGCUCUACAUUACCGCGGAAAAAAAAAAUUGGUUAUAGCAAAGAAAGCAAUGACCAACGGCACCAAAAGCGAAUUCACUUCACACUCUUGAAUCGCUGCGAAGACCAAAUUCUUGUUGUUGUUCCCAGCCUGUUCCGCGCAUGCUCGCUACAGUUCUCGAAUGGUUGACAGAUUUCUUAACUCGGGCGAUCAUGGAAAGCCGAAAGCGGCAAGAUCAAAGGCUGUUGCCAGCCCUCCCUGUUUUCAUCCAUACGAUUGUUUUAAACUGUUUUCAUCUGCUCAUUUUCUACUUUGACUCUUAUCUCUCUUCAGUAGUUGCUGACUAUCCGACAAUCGAAUUAAAAUUCAUUGUCUUCUUGCCCUUUAAAUUUCAGGAGUCAAUGCAGGUCUUCUUCACUUCUUUGCAUAGAUAGCUCUAAUAGACAUCGUUGUAUGCGUGUAGCAUAUUUCAAAACUGAUAACGGUACUAUGACGUCAUGCCACGUCAUGAGCUGCGGCACGUCAUUAAGCCACUGCAGGUGUACGAGGCUGAUGACGUACGGCAAAGCUGCUACAUCUCACUAAGACAGCGAUAUUAACUCUCGCGUUAUAGCCUCCCAAGAUCAGAAACAAAACAAAACAACAACAACAACAACAACAAAAAAACAGCAACGACAACAACGGUUGAUGUCCUUUUUUUAAGGAUGGGAUAGGGAACGUUUUAAGGUACAGAUCGCAAAAGCUGAUGGUGUGGCAAUGUCGCAGCUGUACUUAGGGCAAAGCGAAGAACGAAGGCCAGCUCAUUAAAAUCGUUGCUAUAUACACGAACUCUAUAUGAUAUCGCCAAUUUAGAGGAGAACUUGAAGGGCUCUAUUCAGCCAAAACAAUACCUCCGACUCCUUUUUUUUUUUUUAAAUGUGGAUAUCGUCAAUUCGACUGGGAAGUAAUUUAUCCAGCGGAGGGAACUGCUUGAACCACCUAAGUUUUGAGUACGAACUGCUGCAGUCAAGAGUCAAAGCACAGAAAGAACGGGUCUUUGAAACAAUUGCGUGACCAAAUGCCUCUUUGUUUCAUGAUUCCAUGGAAUCGAGCUGGUAAACAUAUUCAAACAUUCUAUAAAUAGACGAUAUAUGCGACUUACAAAUUAAAAUAGAAAAUCAUGCAUUCAUCUCCCUCUCACUUUAUAUUAUAUUAGCUCUUCAUAUUCAAAUUUCUACGUGUAUUUCUAGCGAAAAGACGCAGUGGAGACUAUUUUUAGCUUUUUGGGCCGGGGUAGUGCUUUCAUCCUGUAGGCAGCAUUACGUAACUAAGGACUGAUCCUCUCAGUUGUGGCGUUUUAACAUUGGCAACCGCUAAAGAAAAAAGUUUAAAAAUUUCAGUUCAGGUUCAAGAAAUACGGCCGGUGAAAGAUUAACGGUUGAUAAACGAAGACUUGCAUCCCUUUCACUGAACAAUUGCACUGCUUUAGGUCAGUCACGACACUCACAGUACUCAAGUUGAAGCAUGCACGUUCCUGGUUUUGCCUCAAAACUUUGUAUUGGUUGACGAAAACAGUUGUUUAGAACUUAAUAUCCUUUUCAUCUCAAGGUCACAAGCUUGUAUAUAAAAACGAAAUUUAAGUUAAAGUUUUUAAUUUGCUCCAUAACUUUUCUGCGCCCGUUAUAUCAACUUCGUUUGAUUCUGUUGAAAUCGAGGUACCUCAACUUCUUCCGUUAACUGAACAAAGGACAGAAAAGCCGUACUGAUUAUCUUGUUGUGUAUCAUAUCGUAUUAUAUAUCAUAUUAGACCCUGAAGCAAGCACAGAGAUGAACGACUAUUUGGUAAACAAAAGUUAUCUCAGUGCCAACCUCUCGGAAAAUGAUUGUUCGCUUCCUUUUGCUCAUGGUGUUAGUCUCAUCGCAGUGAAUGCUACGGUGGGUUUGUUUGGAACUCUUGGCAAUUUGCUGGUUUGUGUAGCUGUUGCUUCAAAUCCUUGUCUUCGACGUAGCUCCAACUUCCUCCUUGUCAGCCUAGCUAUAGCUGAUUUAAUCGUCACCAUGGUAUGCGAACCUCUCUUCCUGGUGAUCCUCGUCGAUAGGACCAUUUAUAACAGCUGCGCGUGGAAAGUAGAGUUUGUCUUCGCUUUACUUUCCAAUCUCUCGGCUUCUGUGUCCGCCUCUCAUAUGGCCGCAAUCAGUAUUGAGCGCCUUCUCGCUGUUAUCUAUCCCCUACGCCACAAAAGUAUUAUGGAGACCUUCGGAUUGAAGGCUCUUUUGAUCAUCAGCUGGACUUCAGUCGCUGCGAUUUUUGGUUUGGUCCGAGGAAUACCAGAUGUGUCAGUCACAGUUAGAUUACGAAUCAAUUUAGUAGCAUUCACACUAUGCUAUGCCAUUGUACUCAUAUCAUACACUGCGAUUGUGAUAUCUCUAGUUAGACAACGAAAACUGAGAAACCAACUCAGAAAUGGAUCCUCUAAUAACCCAACCCCUCGCCGCAUGGAACUGCGCGUGACCUUCACCCUCGCGAUUGUCAUCAUCGCCUUUACAGCUUGCUGGUUUCCACUGUUUGCUAUCUUUGCUGCAGCCGGUAAAUUACUCGUCAAGUUGUAUGGUACUGUGCAUAUGUGGGUGAGGAGUGUCGCUCUUUCAAAUUCCGCCAUGAACUUUCUUAUUUAUGGGUCAAGGAUGAGAAAUUUUAGUGACGCAUACACCACCAUUUUUCGGAAAGCUUUCGGUUUUGUU
Molecule: messenger RNA, 7334 nt
Organism: Porites lobata
Lineage: Eukaryota; Metazoa; Cnidaria; Anthozoa; Scleractinia; Poritidae
Source: the annotation of a GenBank genome assembly